Cajanus cajan (pigeon pea) is the source of this 729-nucleotide messenger RNA. RefSeq names its product putative histone H2B.1. Gene Ontology annotation, molecular function: DNA binding; protein heterodimerization activity; structural constituent of chromatin. Gene Ontology annotation, cellular component: nucleosome. NCBI's taxonomy places the organism in Eukaryota, Viridiplantae, Streptophyta, Magnoliopsida, Fabales, Fabaceae. The record is from RefSeq and is a predicted model, not a curated record.
GCUCACAUCUUCAACCGCUCUACGCUAAUUCCAAAUUCCCAAAUCAAAACCCUAAUUCGAAUUGAGUGUUAGCGAUGGCACCAAAGCCAGAGAAGAAGCCAGCGGAGAAGAAGCCCUCGGAGGAGAAGAAGUCGACGGUGGCAGAGAAGGCUCCAGCGGCGGAGAAGAAGCCAAAGGCAGGGAAGAAGCUGCCGAAGGAGGGAGGAGCUGGCGGAGACAAGAAGAAGAAGAGAAGCAAGAAGAGUGUGGAGACAUACAAAAUCUACAUCUUCAAGGUUCUGAAGCAGGUUCACCCAGACAUUGGUAUCUCAAGCAAGGCCAUGGGAAUCAUGAACAGCUUCAUCAACGACAUCUUCGAGAAGCUUGCUCAGGAAUCUUCUAGACUUGCCCGCUACAACAAGAAGCCAACCAUCACUUCAAGGGAGAUCCAGACCGCGGUCAGGCUUGUGCUGCCCGGAGAAUUGGCCAAACACGCCGUCUCCGAAGGUACCAAGGCCGUCACAAAGUUCACUAGCUCUUGAACUGACGUUUUAUUGUCUUCAUCAACCCUAAAGUUUAUUUUGUGUAUCGGUUAGAUCUAGGGUCCUAUGCUUAGAUUUAAAUUAGUAGUUUUUAUUUUUAUUUUUAUCCCUUUAUGAUUUGUAAUUGAAGACUUUGGAUCGGGUUGAUCCUUUUGUGUAUGGAAAGGGUAAUACUGAUUAUAUAGUUGCGUGCUUACAUUUGCUGCAA